CAGCAAACCAGCCUAUGUUUCCGUCUUUUAUCUUCUCAUCAAGUGAGCUCAUACACCGAUGAGAAACCCUUUCCUUCCCCCCCUCUCCAACAUAUGGCCACCCUCAAACACCUCGCCCGGCACCUCCCCAAGAUGGCGCGCACAACAACCACAACCGCCACCGCCGCCGCCACCACCACCACCACCAGCCUAGAGCAGGCCAACGCCGCCGCCGCCGCCGCCCAGAUAGCCUUCUUCCGCGCCAUCCCGUGGUGCGCCGCACACCUGGCCGCCCGGCCCAACCUGGUCAUCGAGCAGGCGCUCUCGCGGCGCCUCGGCCAGGGCCCCGGCGACACGCUCGUCUCGCGCACGCUCAACACGCCCGAGACGGUCGGCGCGUACGUCGUCUUCUACGAGCGGCCGCGCGCGUCUGCUUCUUCUCCCGCUGCUGGUGGUGCUGCGGCUUCGAACACCGAGCAGGCCCGGCCACCGGUGGAGGAGGACCCAGCCUUGGCCCAGCCCCAGGGCCAAAGCCCAAGCCCAAGCCCGAGCUCAAGCCCAAACCAAAAUCCCACCCAGCCCCAGCCUCAGAACCAACCGCCGCCAGGCCUCAUCACCCAAGUGCAAUCCCUCAUCGCCCUGGGCCCACAGCUCAACGGCUGGCCGGGCAUCUGCCACGGCGGCGUGGUCGCCACGCUGCUGGACGAGGUCAUGGGCCAGAUCUUCGCGCUGAACCGCGCGCACGGGCUGCUCGCGCCGCCGCCCGUCAUGACGGCGUACCUCAACACGCGGUUCGAGAGGCCCGUCCGGACGGGGCCAGGGACUGGGCCGCUGACGGGGACGGGGACGGGGAGAGCAAAAAAUGGGGAAGGGGAUGAUGGGCACGGGGAAGGGGAAGGGGUGGUGCUGGUUACCGCGCGGUUGGUGAGGAACGAGGGGCGGAAGUACUGGGUCGAAGCGGACGUGAGGGGGCGAGAGGGGGAGGUGUUGGCGACGGGCGAGGCGCUGUUUAUUAUGCUGCGGGAGAAGUUGUGAGUGGGUGUAAGGUCAACUCACGCCAAGGAGGCUCGUUGCUGGAUGUUGAACGGGAUAGACGCGGCGUUACGCUGGGAUAGACGGCCCAGUUAGUGGCGUUGGACCCCUUUUGCGGUUAUUGAGCUGAUUCUUACGGAGGACGCCGAUGUUGGAAGGUCUUAGGGGCUGUUGCAUUGAAACUCG
This is a messenger RNA of Thermothielavioides terrestris NRRL 8126, 1197 nucleotides long. RefSeq lists its product as uncharacterized. The transcript has a single exon. The record is from RefSeq and is a predicted model, not a curated record. Bases 133 to 1014 code for a protein of 293 amino acids. NCBI's taxonomy places the organism in Eukaryota, Fungi, Ascomycota, Sordariomycetes, Sordariales, Chaetomiaceae.